AGCAUAAAAGCAAUUGUGUAUGAGAAAUAAGUGCAGUUACAAUGCUCUUAUUGUAAUAUAUUGUUUGCAAUUAUAGAAUUUUCACAUAUUAAAAAAGUUUUAUGAGCUUUGACUUUCUUGGGUAAAAGAAAAAGGUUUUACUUCGAGCUGAUUAUAUUCAACCACAUGAUAAAAUGGAUGCGACCGACGACGAGAUCCUUCCAAGAUUGUAUCAAACGCAGUUAGAAGAAAUUGCAGUUAAAAAAAAUACAAUAAUUUUUCUUCCGACAGGUUCGGGUAAAACUCACAUUGCGAUAAGUUUGAUAAAGAGGCUGAGAGAUACAUUGCAGAAGCCCUGGGGUUUCGGCGGGAAGAGAUGUUUUUUUCUUGUCAACACUGUGCCCUUAGUGGCUCAACAGAAAAAAACUAUUGAACGAUCAUGUCCUGUGCACGGAGUGGCCGGUUUUAGCGGUGAAGACAACGUCGAUUAUUGGAAUAAGGCGCAGUGGGACAGUGAACUUUCCAAAUAUCAGGUGAUAGUGAUGACGUGUCAGAUCCUAAGCGACAUGCUGACGCACCAGUACCUCCAGCUCAAGGACAUCAGUCUUCUGAUUUUCGAUGAGUGUCAUCACGGAGUCGAGGACCAUCCUAUGAGACUCAUCAUGAAGCACUUUCUCAACUGCCCCAAGAACGAACAACCCAGAGUUCUAGGUCUGACAGCGACACUGCUGAAUAGUAACGUGAAGUUGAAUAAGAUACAAGAAACUAUCCGGCACCUGGAGACAACCUUCCAGGCUUCCAUAGCCACGGCCGACGACAUGGGAGAGGUCGCCAUGUAUUCAACGAAUCCCAGAGAACAAUUACUAUACUACCGCCGCCCCUCGGCGACUCCCGCGGCCUCUGAAGCAGUGGACUUGUUGAGGCGACUCCAACAGAUAGUGCUGCAGUUCGAACUGCCGAACACCGUUCAGAAACACGACAUCGAGUUGGAACCUCACCAGCGAGACAUCACCGGGGAUCCCAAGAAGAUAAUAAAAGCUGUGAAGAACAUGAUUGAGUCCAUGAUAUUGUCUAUUUGUGAUCUGGGAGUGUACGUUGGAGCCCUAGGGCUCCUGGCGAACAUCGUGGCCCUCGAGAGAAGGAAGCGGUGGGCCUCCAGUCAGGUCGAGGAACUCUUGUACACCGUCACCAUAACGGCAGCGGUCGAAGCUCGCUCCGUUCUCUUGGAUUCAAUGAAAAAUGAGAGCGGUUACGAAAAAAUUAUACGACACUCAUCGGAGAAGACCGUCCAACUGCUGAAUAUAUUGAAAGAAUACAACCCGCGGCCCCCCGUCAGGCGAGCGCUCAAGGUGAAUCAGGAGAGGAACGCCCUCUGUGGGUUGAUCCUGACCCAGCAGCGGUUCACAGCCAAGAUCCUGUACAACCUACUGAAGGACGUCGCGGAGGUAAACGACGAAGAGUUCGGCUUCCUGAAGCACGACUUCAUAGUGGGCUUCAAUAUAUCGCCGCUCUGCUCCACCAGGGAGCAGCACUAUAACAAGAAGAUCAGCGAACAAGCACUACUGAAGUUCAAGAACGGCGAUCUGAACUGUCUGAUCGCGACCAGUGUGGUGGAGGAAGGACUGGACGUUCCUCAGUGCACUCUGGUGCUGAGAUACGACGUGCCCCUCGAGUACCGCUCCUACAUCCAGAGCAAGGGUCGUGCGAGAAACAAGAAGGCCAAUUUCGUGAUAUUAGUGGAUGAAGAGAACAGACAGAAAUUUAAUAGUCAGUACAGAGCGUUUCAGCAGGUGGAGUCGUACCUGAACGGGAUGCUGUGCGGCGGUGAGGUGAGGAACACUCCGUCUGAAGCCGAAGUCAAAGAGAAUCUGAACGAUGAUGAUUGUAUCCCGGCCUAUAAAACGAGAAACGGAAAUGCCUUAUUCGCGGUGUCCGCUAUAAGUCUGUUGAACCGCUACUGCUCAGUGCUGCCUCACGACCAGUAUACCACGAUCCUGCCCAUGGUAAUCCAGGAGCCGGCGCAGGGGAACAAGACCAUGGUCACCAUCAUCAUGCCGAUCGCCUGCCCCAUCAAGGAACCGGUCCAGGGCCGGCCCAUGUCCAGUGUUAAGAAUGCAAAGAGAUCUGCGGCCUUGAACGUGUGCAUCAAACUUCAUAAGGCCGGAGAACUGGACUACGAGACCUUACUGCCAAAAGUGAAGGGGCUAAUAGACUUUUCUACGACGGACGUGUCGUCGUGUUUUCCGAACUGGCGCGAUGAGACCGAGGUCUCGGACGAGGGUCCCCCGGGAACCAAGAAGAGGGUCAGGAAACAUCCCGUACAUUAUCCCAAAUGCCUGGACGGCCCGAAGACGAGGGACGAGCUCACCAAAUGUUAUCUCCACGUCAUAAAGCUGGAGACAGCCUUCGACGAGCCGAGCGACGCCAGGGAGAAGGCGUUGUACGACAUGCUGCGGAGGAAGGAGGGCUACGGGUUUAUCACGUUCGAUAGGCUGCCGGAGCUGUGCGCGUUCCCUAUGUUCCUCACAGUGGGGGAGGUCCGCACUACGCUUCAAGUUAACUACGCCGCCAUCAUCCUCGAUACGUCUCACUUAGAACUCAUCAAGCAGUUCCAUUUCUUCAUAUUCGAUCAAGUGUUGGAGAUCGCCAAAAAGUUUCUAGUGCACGACGGGCGGGUCAACAACCUGUACGCGGUGCCCCUGAAAUACGACAACGGUUACGAUAUAGACUGGAACGUGAUGCAGACAUACAAACAGAUAGCGCCGUGCGACGAGCCCACGGCACAGGAGCGCGCGUCUCUGAGUGUCACCAAGGAAAUGUACGACAACUGUGUAGUGACGCCCUGGUACAGAGGCAGUCUACACCCCGACAGGUACAUAGUGUCCAGAGUUCUGGAAUACCUCACGCCGUACUCCAAGUUCGAGGACAACUCGUUCGAGACCUUUGCCGAUUACUACAGCAACAAAUACAACCUUGAGAUCCUCGGCAGGAAGGACCAGCCGCUGCUGGAGGUCCGUAACAUAAGCAGUCGUAUGAACUGCCUGCUCCCCCGCGCGGCGACCAUCCGCGGCCUGAGCGACAAGCAGCGCCGGCUGGCGUCGCUAGCUCACGGCGACUACAAGCCCAGAGAGUUCACUGAACUCUUCGUGCCAGAGUACUGUGUGCGGGCGGACUACCCCGCGCAUCUAUGGUACAAGGCCAUCAUUCUACCCAGCAUCGUCCACCGGGUCACCAUGUUACUGAUCGCUGAGGAGCUGCGAGUGCAGAUCCUGACCGACACCCAGAAAAGCCAGGGCACGCUGACUAAAGGUGUAAGUUGGCUUCCCAUAGAAGUGGAUCACUUUGUUGUGAAGAGAUCCUUGCUGUCCAAUUUAGACGAACCUGCUCCUAUAAACAGCGUCGACAGAAUAAACAACCCCAUAGACGAAACGGCACAGAAACCGCCCAACAUCGUCUCCCUGAAGCAGAGCGUGUAUCAACUCCAGAAGAAGAAGGUGUCCAAGAACUAUCCUUGGGACGAGAGCAUGGAACCCAUUGAUAUCGAGCGGAACCUGUCCCGGGUCACGGUUAUGGACAUAGAGUGCUACGACUCCUUCGUGACGGCGCCCCUUGCUGCAAAGGAGCCCGUCUCUCUGCUUCGGAAUUCACCCAAAGUGAAGACGCCCCUCUCCACCGCCCUCCUGCCGCCGCCGCUACGAUACAAGGACACUAUAUCCGUUCUAUCCACCGCAAGUUCCCGUCGCGGGCCCGAGCCUCGCGAGGUGUUGAGCGCGCUCACCCUCAUCAAGUCUAACGACACCUUCAACCUGGAGCGCUCCGAGACCCUGGGCGACUCCUUCCUCAAGUUCGCAGCCAGCCUAUACCUGUUCCACAAGUUCCCGCAGAUGGACGAGGGACAACUCACCAACCUCAAGAGCCGGCUUAUUGGAAAUAGAAAUCUGUAUUACGCCGGCGAGCGUGCUGGGUUGGCUGGCCGUAUGAAAGUGGAACAGUUUAGUCCUCGGAGCGACUUCCUGGUGCCCGGGUUCCUCGCACCCAGCGAGCUCGUCUCAUUCAUCACAAGACGGAAGAUCCGUCCGACAUUCCUCAUAGGGGUUCAAUUCCCAGUAGAGGACGCGCUCUCUGGGAAUCUGUCCCCGGAGAGCAGAUCCUUACUACAGGAGAAGUUAAAGGACUCGGACUUGGCGGAAGAAGAACCGUUCGGUAAGGCUCAGAACGCGAUGCAGAGGUACAUCGGCGCUCAAGCGGUCUCUGAUAAGUCAGUAGCGGACUGUGUGGAGGCUCUCAUAGGCACUUAUCUCCUGAGCGGAGGCAUUACGGACGCCGUGAGCAUACUAGAGUGGUUCAAAAUAAUACCAUCCGAGGAUAAAUUCUUGAGUUUUUUGACCAAGAAGGUGAAUACGGUGAUAAGUGAGGGCAAGGCGACCGUCCAGGAAGUGGACUGGUUGCUUAACAGCUGUAGAUCGGACAUUGAAACAAUUCUGGGAUACAAGUUUAAGGACCCUUCGCUCUUACUGGAGGCCCUCUCACACGCCUCAUACAUCCGUAACCGAUACACGCGUUCGUACGAGCGAUUGGAAUUUUUGGGCGACGCCAUUUUGGACUUCCUGAUAACGGCCUACAUCUACGAGAACUGCGGCGACCUCUCGCCCGGGGACCUCACGGACCUGAGGUCGGCCCUAGUCAACAACGUCACCUUCGCCUCAUACGUCGUCAGGCUGGGGUUACACAAGUACUUCUGUUCUCAAUUCAACGGCGUCCUGGAGAACGCCAUCAAGACGUUCGUGGAGCACCAGGAGCAGUUGGACCACGUGCUGCUGGAGGACGUGCUCUACCUCAUAGAGGAAGAGGACUGUAAUAUAGCACAAUACAUCGACGUGCCCAAGGCUCUGAGCGACAUCUUCGAGUCCCUAACAGGGGCCAUGUUCCUGGACAGCGGCGGGGACCUGAAGCUCGUGUGGAAGGUCAUAUACAGGAUCAUGCACAAAGAAAUACACGAUUUCAGCAUGAAAGUACCCAAACAACCCGUCAGGGUGCUCAUGGAGAUGAUACACGCCUGUCCCAGCUUCGGCAAAUCCCGCGCCACCGAGUCGGCGGUUCCCAAGAUAUUGGUUCCCGUGACCUUCACACACGCCGGCCAGCGGCAGACGGUCUAUGGGGCCGGCAGUAACAAGGUGCAGGCCAAGCGAGCUGCCGCUAAGCUCGCGCUCAAGAUACUCGCUACAUAGAACACUGUGGAAUAUCCCAGAACAUUAUAGAACAUUCUGGAAUGUUAUGGAAGUUCAGGAAGUUCUACAUGCCAUAGAACAUUCUGGAAUGAUGUGACCGUCCCAAUUUAUUUGUUGUGCUGGAGUCACCGUUCCUUCUCGUUAUAUUAUUUUAUUCAUUCCAUGCAACUUCAACCCUUAACUUACAAAUAGAAAAGUUAAAACUUUCUAAUACUCUUCCAAUAAUUUUUAAAGCAAUAUUGAAACAACUGUUUUUUUUUAUUUAAAUGUUGCCUGUUUGUAUACAGUCAGGAAUGCAUUGUAUUAAAUAUAAAAAUAGAAAGAUUUUAAUAGUAUGUUAAUAAUUAAAAAACUCGUGUUUAUAUAUGUGUGCGUGUGUGUGUGUGAAUAUGUGUGAGUUUUAGGUAAAUAGAUAUAUCCAUACAAAUAAAAUAUAUGGACAUAAAAUUAAUUUAAUUACUAUUUAUUGGAAUGUAAACAUUUUACGGUGCUUUUAUAUAUUUAUAUAAUGAUAUUAUUCUGUCUCAAAUAAUGUCUCAAGUAGAAUUACAGUCUACUGAAAAGGACUGAAUCACAAAGGAAUGUUGUCCGAUGGUGCAAUACUUAUGAAUAGCAUCAAAAUAGGUUUAUAAUGAUAUAUAUAAUAUUGUAAUAAGUCACUAUUCAUAUAAUAAUUCGAAAAUUUCUGUUUACAUUUUAAGAAUAUUAUAAACCAUACUUUAAGCAAUUCAUCUUUUCAACUUUUUUAUCAUACAAUUGUAAAUUCCUCCAAAAUUACACUGAAAAUUUUAUUCGACCUACUUGGUUGAGUCUUAUCAGCCUUUUUUGUAAUCUGUACCAUCUAAAAUACCAGACGAGAGACUUGCUCUUGUGAUUUGAUAGGCUCUAAAUGUAGUUUAUAUUACAUGAAUGGAAAAACUUAUGAUAAUGUCUGUAGUGAUUGUUUUGUAGCCCGUGUCUAUGGUCUAUGGUAUAAAAUCGAUUUUAUUUAGUUUAGUUUUAUUUAGUUAGUAUUUUUUUUUAUUUACGUUCGCCUCAAACUAAUAUCAGCUUUGUUAGAUUUUAAAAUAUUUUCCAAACACGCCCAAAUCUAUUUUUGGAAAUGAGAUCUAUUUGAUGUAGGAAUAUUUUAAAUGUUAACCGAAUACAAUAAUAUAACUACGUACAUACAGCAGUAUGUUCUUAGUUUUUUCUAAAAGUUAUUAAGUAUUUUAAAGAAAAAAAAAUUGUAUUAUAUACGAUACAUUUAAAAUAACUUUUAUAUAAAUAACCUCCGAUUGCUCCGGCUCGUAAUGUUCAUAUUAUUAAAUUUAUUUUACUACGGGAGCUCGUAAUGUGAUUAUAAUACUAAUGCUGUAAUUGAGAACAAUCUUUUGACUGAUGACGUGUCCGCCAUUUUCUGUCAUAUUUGAUGUCUAGCAAUAUCUGUGUAAUAAACUUUUAUUAUAAAUAUGUUUUCAGAA
Messenger RNA from Danaus plexippus (monarch butterfly), 6670 nucleotides. It is a transcript of the gene dcr-2, whose product is annotated as endoribonuclease Dicer. Gene Ontology annotation, molecular function: deoxyribonuclease I activity; protein binding; RNA binding. The record is from RefSeq and is a predicted model, not a curated record. The transcript is spliced from 34 exons. Gene Ontology annotation, biological process: siRNA processing; pre-miRNA processing; apoptotic DNA fragmentation. Gene Ontology annotation, cellular component: nucleus; RISC complex; cytoplasm. Lineage: Eukaryota; Metazoa; Arthropoda; Insecta; Lepidoptera; Nymphalidae. The coding region runs from base 174 to 5207 and encodes 1677 amino acids.